AGAGCAAAUGUAUACAUGUUGAUAAUAUGCUUGCAAAAAAAAAUAAAAUCUUGAUUACUCUUGAUUAAAUUCUCUCUGAUAAACAACAUACAUAAUUGUAUGAACCCACACACCCAGUUUAAGUUCCAAAGUACAAUUUUAAUAAUAAUAAAAUAAAAACUUAUAGUCUGAUGUAUUUUUCUCUUGUGGUUACGAACAAGUUAUUUACAAGUAUACCUGUUUCGAAAAUGAAUUGACCUCGUAACUGUAGAUUCAGACUUUAACCUGGCUGACCUCAAAACAUAAACAAUUUUUUUUUCUUCCAUCAAUUUAUAUGAAAAAAAAAAAAUCAAUAAUAGAGAGUGUAUAAUCAUUAAAAAACUUUAUCAGCAAAUUUAUUUAUUAUCAGUGUAUUGGAGAGAAUAAGAAAAAAAAUAAUUAAUAAUCUGUCAAUAUAUAAAUAAAUAGAGCAGUGGAGGGAGCCACUGCUGAUAACAAAAAAGUGCUAGACAAGGAGAAGAGGUGCAGGUUGUACUUGUGAACAUCAUCAAAACAAGCAAGACAGACAAUUGCUCAACUCUUUUUUUUUUAUUUUGCAUAAAAUAUACACCGGCAAAGUAGGUUGUCAUUGGUUGUCAUGUCCCACCUACAACAUUGUCUUGUCAAGGCCAACAACAUCAACUUCAUUAAGUCAUCAUUAACUAGACAUUUUUCCACAAAUAAUAUCAGAAUUUUAUUCAAAUCAUCAUCAAUACUUGCACAUUCAACAAACAGUCAUUUAACAAGACAGACAUUUGCAAGGAACUUUGCUCUUUCAUCAAUUACAAUGGCUAAAAUAAAGGCAGGACCAGUUGUUGAUAUUUUGGGUGAUGAAAUGACCCGAAUAAUUUGGGAUUCAAUAAAAGAAAAAUUAAUUUUACCCCAUUUGGACAUUGAACUUCAUACAUAUGAUUUAGGAAUGGAACAUCGUGAUGCAACAUCUGAUCAAGUAACAGUUGAUUGUGCUGAAGCAAUUAAAAAAUAUAAUGUUGGUAUUAAAUGUGCAACAAUAACACCAGAUGAAAAAAGAGUUGAAGAAUUUAAAUUGAAACAAAUGUGGAAAAGUCCAAAUGGUACAAUUCGUAAUAUACUUGGUGGUACUGUAUUUCGUGAAGCAAUUAUUUGUAAAAAUAUACCAAGAUUAGUAAGUGGUUGGAAUCAGCCAAUAAUUAUUGGACGUCAUGCAUAUGGUGAUCAAUAUAAAGCAACUGAUUUUAUUGUACCUGGUCCAGGUAAAUUGGAAAUAUCAUGGAGUGGUAAUGAUGGUAAUAAAAUUAAACAUACUGUAUUUGAAUAUAAAGGACCAGGUGUUGCACAAGCACAAUUUAAUAUUGAUGAAAGUAUUCAAGAUUUUGCUCACAGCUCAUUUAAAUAUGCAUUGAAUAGAAAAUAUCCAUUAUAUUUAUCAACUAAAAAUACAAUUCUAAAAAAAUAUGAUGGUAGAUUUAAGGAUAUAUUUCAAGAAAUUUAUGAUAAACAAUAUAAAGCAAAAUAUGAUGAAGCUGGUAUUUGGUAUGAGCAUCGUCUUAUUGAUGAUAUGGUUGCAUAUGCUAUGAAAUCAGAUGGUGGUUUUGUAUGGGCAUGUAAAAAUUAUGAUGGUGAUGUACAAUCAGAUUCAGUUGCACAAGGUUUUGGAUCACUUGGUCUUAUGACAUCAGUACUAUUAUGUCCAGAUGGUAAAACUGUUGAAGCUGAAGCUGCUCAUGGUACUGUUACACGUCAUUAUCGUCAAUAUCAACAAGGAAAAGAAACAUCAACAAAUCCAAUUGCAUCAAUAUUUGCAUGGACACGUGGUUUAUUACAUCGUGCUAAACUUGAUAAUAAUGAUAAACUUAAAAAUUUUGCUGAAACUUUAGAAAAAGUUUGUAUUGAUACUAUUGAAGCUGGUUCAAUGACUAAAGAUUUGGCAAUUUGUAUCAAAGGAAUGAACAAUGUCAAGAGAAGUGAUUAUCUUGAAACAUUUGAAUUUAUGAAUAAACUUGGUGAUAAUUUAAAUAAAGCACUUGGUAAAUAAAUAAUAAUAAUAAUGAAAAAAAGAAAUUUCGAUUUUUUUCGAAUAAUCUACUUAUAAGAAAUAUACCUAUAAAUUAUUAUUGAUAUAUUCUUUUCUUUUGGCAUUUAUAAUAAUAUGUAAAACAUUUAAUAUUUCUUUCUAAAUAAAAAUUUUUUUUCGUACUUUAAUUUGUAGUUUUAAUAUUUAUUAUUAAAAAAAAAUUUAUUGAAAGUCAUUGGAUGUAAUAAAAUUUUAUACAUGUAUAAUGUAUAUUGUAUAAUUAAAA
Messenger RNA from Aphidius gifuensis, 2297 nucleotides. It is a transcript of the gene Idh, whose product is annotated as isocitrate dehydrogenase [NADP] cytoplasmic. Lineage: Eukaryota; Metazoa; Arthropoda; Insecta; Hymenoptera; Braconidae. Gene Ontology annotation, cellular component: mitochondrion; peroxisome; cytosol. Gene Ontology annotation, molecular function: NAD binding; isocitrate dehydrogenase (NADP+) activity; magnesium ion binding. Gene Ontology annotation, biological process: isocitrate metabolic process. The coding region runs from base 617 to 2032 and encodes 471 amino acids. The transcript is spliced from 2 exons. The record is from RefSeq and is a predicted model, not a curated record.